UGCCCUCCUACCCAGGAAGCAGGACCCAGAGGAGCGCUAAGUCCAGGGGCCUGGAGCCGGCCUGAGGGGCCUGGGUGGUGCUCCCCAGCUUUCCUCCCGGCUGGAGAGAGUCAGCAGGCGCCGGGCACAGGAGCUGCUAGAACAAUGCUGACGCGGGCGAGGUGAGGAGCGGCCCGACGACAGACGGACGCCACGCGGCUCCUCCGAACAGGUGACCCAGGUGAUCGGAGGAGUCCAGACCCAGGCCACCUGGGCGUCCCUCCCCUGUCUCGACCGGCCUAGCUCCCCGGAGACGGCGGGACAGCCAUGGCGACCAAUUUCAACGACAUCGUCAAGCAGGGCUAUGUGAAGAUGAAGAGCCGAAAGCUGGGGAUCUACCGGAGGUGCUGGCUGGUGUUCCGGAAAUCCUCCAGCAAGGGGCCCCAGCGGCUGGAGAAGUAUCCGGAUGAGAAGUCCGUGUGCCUCAGAGGCUGCCCUAAGGUGACAGAGAUCAGCAAUGUGAAGUGUGUCACACGGCUCCCCAAGGAGACCAAGAGGCAGGCAGUGGCCAUCAUAUUCACCGACGACUCCGCGCGCACCUUCACCUGCGACUCAGAGCUGGAGGCAGAAGAAUGGUACAAGACACUGUCUGUGGAGUGUCUGGGGUCACGGCUCAAUGACAUCAGUCUGGGAGAGCCUGACCUCCUGGCCCCAGGGGUGCAGUGCGAGCAGACAGAUCGCUUCAACGUCUUCCUGUUGCCCUGCCCCAACCUCGAUGUGUACGGCGAGUGCAAGCUGCAGAUCACCCACGAAAACAUCUACCUCUGGGACACACACAACCCCCGCGUGAAGCUCGUCUCGUGGCCCCUCUGCUCGUUGCGCCGCUAUGGCCGGGAUGCCACACGCUUUACCUUCGAGGCUGGCCGGAUGUGUGACGCUGGGGAAGGGCUCUACACCUUUCAGACACAGGAGGGGGAGCAGAUAUACCAGCGGGUCCACAGUGCCACCCUGGCCAUCGCCGAACAGCACAAGCGGGUCCUGCUGGAGAUGGAGAAGAAUGUGAGGCUGCUGAACAAGGGCACUGAACACUACUCGUAUCCCUGCACACCCACUACCAUGCUGCCCCGCAGUGCCUACUGGCACCACAUCACGGGUUCCCAGAACAUAGCCGAAGCCUCCAGCUAUGCCGGUGAGUUGCUUCUGUGCCCCACCCCCAUGGAGGGCACAUCUUGUGACCUGGAUCUGAGUUCUGAGCCAGUUUCUAUACCCACAGGUGAGGGGUACGGGGCAGCCCAGGCCAGCUCAGAAACGGACCUUCUCGACAGAUUCAUCCUGCUAAAGCCAAAGCCCAGCCAGGGGGACAGCAGCGAGGCAAAGACCCCUUCCCAGUGACAGCAGGGCUGGCAGGCACCAAUGACUGUUGGGGGCUGCCUGUUGCAGGACAGACUACAGCCUACUGUGGAUGGCCUCAAGAGGCUAUUGGCCAAGACCUGGAGAAAGGGAGCAAGCUGUUCCCUCCCUGCCCCCGAGGGUGAGGCUGGACCAAGGCAAAGCGCUGGCCACACUGCCUGAGCAUGUGAGGGGCCGGAGCCACCAUGGACUAUAUCCUGUUGAUGAUUUUAAUAUUUAUGGCUUAUGACAUAUUCUAUAUUAAGAUUUUCCCCCCUGUCCCUUCCCGCCAACACAUACAUUUUUAAUCCCAUGACCAGGCCAUGGUCAAGGCUGUUAUAAAGAUUAUGAGGGCAGCUGUUUGCCUGUCCUUUGUGGUACAGCCCUCCUGCUGCCAGGACCUGCUUGAAUUGCCAGGGCCAGAGGAGGGGGACAAUCAGAACUCAAGGCUGGCAAUGCUUGCUGACUUUUCCCAAGCAGCCUAGUGGCCAAGACAGCAGGUGGCUUCUCUGUUCCUUUGGGCCUGUAGUGGCACAGGAAGGAUCCGAACUUCCAGAAUGCCACUUAGCAGCCUUGCACUUGGAGUUUUAAGCAGAGGUGACAUCUGGUUGAUGCCUCAGGUGAAAAAUCUGGUUUUAAAAUGUAAUUUCUGCACAGGCUCCUUCCUGCUUAGCAGGAUGAGAAGUGGUCCUCAGGGUAGGGGUGCUUAUUACCUCAGCCAGGUGGAGGAUGGCUGGGGCCCGUUCCUGCCCCAGGGCCAGGCCAGGCCAGAUGGCUGCGGCAGGACUGCUGUGGGGAGCACCCCUGCUGCCCUCUCAUUGACUGGGGUACAGUGCCCCAGGAGAGGGAGACCCUCUGCCAUGGGUUUGGCCACCUAUGCCAGAGCACUCAAACCACCACCUCCCCAUUUCUCUUCCCCACAUGGUGCUGAGGCUCCCUGCUGAAAUGCAAUUAAAGCAAUUGAUUUUCUAGUGCUGGUAUUUAUUGACUACCGUUGCAGAAGGGCUAUCUUUCUAUUCACAUCAAACCUUUGGUUGCGUGGUUUUUGUUUAUUGUUUUUUAAUACUUUAGGGUUCGGAUUUGUGGGAACAGACCUUCUUGUAAAUAACCACUAUUACGUUUGUGGCAGGAGAAUGCUAAAGCAAGAAGACCCCUCCCAAAGGAGCCCUAGAGACAGGGAGGUGGCAUAGCCAGCUCAGCUCUGAUGUGACCCAGGGAAUGACCACCCAGAGUAAGCUAGUCUGCAGCGGGAACUGGGGUCCACAGGACUGGGUCUGGUGGUAAAGCUGGCUGGCUCAGCUAGUGGCACGAUGACGCAUGAAGGAGAUUAUGUUGUACUCUUUAUUGCCAAAAAUAAAAACUUUUAAAAAA
This is a messenger RNA of Ictidomys tridecemlineatus (thirteen-lined ground squirrel), 2739 nucleotides long. RefSeq names its product docking protein 4 (gene Dok4). Lineage: Eukaryota; Metazoa; Chordata; Mammalia; Rodentia; Sciuridae. The record is from RefSeq and is a predicted model, not a curated record. Gene Ontology annotation, biological process: cell surface receptor protein tyrosine kinase signaling pathway. Gene Ontology annotation, cellular component: cytoplasm.